CGUAGAAACUUGCCGGGAAAGCCGAAAAACGAGAUAGCCGGUAACGAAUCAAAAUGGACGGCGAUGGUGUUCUUCAUCUUUCAACUUCAAAUUCCCGCGCUUCCCUUUCUUCAAUCGCCGGCUUCGACAGUUUUCCUCCUAAUUCGAAGCUCCAAAAAUGGAACCAUGGGAAGCCCUUGAUCUUGAUUACUCCGACGUACACUCCCUCCUCCGCCCUUUGAAGCGUCACCGUAGUCCCCAGCCCCUCUCCCCUUCCUCCGCCUCCACUUCCACUCUCUCUCUGCCGCUUCUUGAAACCUGCUCUCUCCCCCCUUCCCAGUCCCAACCCCGGGUUGAUAACCUCCAAUCGGAGUUGAGUUUAUCACCUCAGGCUUCAAUUUGUCGAUCCCAACGGAUUUCAACUGAAUUAGAGGCCUCGUGUCCGUCCGGUGCGUCUACACGUAUCAUUCCUGGUCCUGCUGGAGCGGUUCAGGUAGCAAUGCAGCGUAGAACUCGUGGUGAUCACUCUUGUGUCGGUGAUGAAGAGCCCGUUCCUACUCAGGAGUACAUAAGGAGAGUCAUUGAGAAUGGGGAUGAAGAGGACGAUGAUUUCAAUCGCAGUGCGUGGGUUUGCGCUUUGGAUUUUGUCCGCGGCAUAGGUGCGAUGGAGGGUAAUGGAGCUGUGUCUGAAACUCCUUUGAACUCUAUCAAGAAUGGCUUCAUCGAUGAGAAAGUUGGUUUUGUCGUAGCCAUUAUCAAAUCUUGUACCUCAAAUGGUCUGGGUGGAAUGAUGGUAGCUUUAAAGGAUCCAACAGGUACAAUAGACGCUAGCAUCCACCAUAGAGUCAUUUCUGAAGGAAAUUUUGGGAAGGACUUGUCUGUUGGUGCAGUUUUAAUAUUGCAGAAGGUUGCCGUGUUUUCUCCCACUCGUUCUGUACAUGUGCUCAAUGUAACAAGAAGUAACGUUGUCAAGGUUAUCUCCAAGGACAGUGGACCUCUUAUAAAGCAUAAUAGCCCUACAGCAAUCAGACAGUCUGAUUCUAUAACUGGAGAUACACAUGGAGUACACAUGCCGCAGAUGAAUUCUGAUGUAUCACGUGAAUCAACUCAAAAUAUCAUGAACAAUCUAAAGCAAAAUUCUAAAUUGAGAGGGAAUGGACUAGAUGAUUUACAAACAGGAAAAGGAAUUGCUGCAUCGUCUAGAAAUUGGAAAUGGAAUGAAACCGUUGGAAACCGACAGUCCAUCGAGAAAGAAGGGGGAGUGAUAGAUGUGGGUAUCUCUAAAGGAACCCCAAGUGUUGGUUGUAACACAGUCCAUGUUGAUCAGGAUCAAGGAAGAGGAUCGGAUGAGCCUAUCAACCAUCCUAUGGGUACAGAUCCAGCCAAAGAAAAUGGUGCUGCAUCCAACACUGUUCAACUCCCAAAUAAUCAAGAAGUUGAAACAAUCAAUGAGAUGAAAAAGACAGUCACACGAACACAACAACCAUUACUUCCACAAUGGACAGAUGAGCAGUUAGAUGAGCUCUUUGUAUUUGACUGAGGUAAUGUAAUCUUGAAGCUUAUUUCAGUAGGUUAUAUCAGUGGAAGUUCUUGCAAAAGAUAGGUCCUCUUCAUCACUGCCCAAAAUCUACAAUCUACAAUCUCUUUCGACGACAUGGGAACUGGUUUUUCUUCAUAAAUCUACAAUCUCUUUCUGUGAAGAAGCAACUGACUAAUAUUUUACAGCAGUUCCAGCUUGGGAAUUUUGAGGGAGAGAUUAACUGUAGUUUGAUUGAGAUAUCAAAGUGUGACAAAUGCAAUGCACUUGAAUUAGGCACGUUUAAGAGGAAGUUUAAGAGAAUCAAAAUCACUCCAACAUACUUUUUA
Molecule: messenger RNA, 1845 nt
Organism: Cucumis sativus (cucumber)
Lineage: Eukaryota; Viridiplantae; Streptophyta; Magnoliopsida; Cucurbitales; Cucurbitaceae
Exons: 7
Coding region: 158-1519 (453 amino acids)
Biological process (GO): recombinational repair
Source: RefSeq, a predicted model, not a curated record